Molecule: messenger RNA, 1104 nt
Organism: Prorocentrum cordatum
Lineage: Eukaryota; Dinophyceae; Prorocentrales; Prorocentraceae
Source: the annotation of a GenBank genome assembly
AUGGAGGCGAGCACCAUCGGUCUGAGCGGGGCCAACUUCAUCGACGAGCUCCUGGCUGCACUGCAGGACGACGGCGUCGGCGCCCCACCCGGCCUCGCCACGGCCACGCUCGUCGUCGGGACGCCCGCGCUCGCCAACUUCACCGUCCCCGUGGCGCGGUGGGUGGCCCGCACGCCCUGGUCGCUGUGCAGCAACAUGUGUGGACCGGGGGAGCGCACCCGCAUGGUGGAGUGCGUGGGGGCUUGGGGCAACAAUGGCACCGACCUGUGCAACGCAAACGCAGCGCCUGGAUUCACCAUGGAAUCGUACAUGCCCGACUCCGAGCCCUGCGAGCAGUACACCUCGUGCGCCUACGACUGGAGUUGCCCCAGCGGCCCAGACCCUGUCACGGGCGAGGGCUGCGAGACGCAGGCAUCGGGCGUGGCAAUUGGGAUUGCUGUCGCUUUCCUGUGCUUUGGUUGCCUCCUCUGCCAGUACAUUCGGAGAAGCAAGAGGGCGCUGGAGGACAAGCUGAACGACAUGCUAGGGUUCAAGAGAACGAACAUCUAUUGGGAGGAUGAGGAUGGGAGGGAAGAGACCACUGACAGCAUAUCCCACCAGCUGUUCUAUACUGGGCAGGCAGUAGAGUACUGGUCGAAGCCGCAUCAGACAUGGCUACCAGCCAAUAUCCUUGCUGUCAAGGAAACGCAAUACUACGACAACGCCCUGAAGUUCUACGCGCUCAGCUUCGAUGUCUCCACGGGGUCGGCCGAGCAGAAGGUGCAUGGCGUGGACAUGAUGAACCUGCGCGUGCCUUUUGUGCAUGGCGAAUUGGUGAGCGUCUUUUCCCAGAAGUAUGGGAAAUGGUUUCCGGCCCGCAUCCACGAGUCGUGGUAUGAUGUCGACACGAGGAUCGAAUACGAUGUCAUGUUGGAGGAUGUUUUUGAUGACUACCUGGGGACGUACGUCCUGUCCGAGCUGCAGAAGGACCUCGAGAGGCACUGCAUUGACCGGGGCGAGAACCUGCCGGCACUGAAGAAGAUUCCGGCCAAGCGCCUGAGGAGGCGCUACAACAGCGGGGACCGCGUCCGUGUCUACAGGGGUGCCGACGAGGGCUUCGUGGAG